Messenger RNA from Dryobates pubescens (Downy woodpecker), 1789 nucleotides. RefSeq names its product transmembrane protein 237 (gene TMEM237). Gene Ontology annotation, biological process: cilium assembly. The transcript has 13 exons. NCBI's taxonomy places the organism in Eukaryota, Metazoa, Chordata, Aves, Piciformes, Picidae. The record is from RefSeq and is a predicted model, not a curated record. Gene Ontology annotation, cellular component: ciliary transition zone. The coding region runs from base 1 to 1209 and encodes 402 amino acids.
AUGGCGCUUGGAGUUCCUUCAGACUCGGCGAAACUGUACACUAAUAAAUGCCCACCUCGUGCCCUCCCUCCAGUGCCAAGUGGAAACCAAGAUGAAAUUCCACUCAGUCGUCCCAAAAAAAGGAAACCCAAAGGAAAGACUCCAUUAGAUGGCAUCGUCCAAGCAGCAGUUCGUAGGCAGUCUGAAAGCAGUGAGCCUCUAACUCCUGAACCUCAUGAUGUCCCUCAGAGGAAACGCAAGAAAAAGAAAGUACCUACUGAUUCUGAGACCUCUUUUACCCAGCAAAAUGUUGCAUCCUUAUUUCAGAAUGGGAAUGGCAUGGAUGUCCCUGAAGCUGAAGAAACAGUGAUCCGCAAACAGAAAAAAAGAACAAAGAAAUCUCGGCCAGCUGAAACACACUGUUCCAAUGAGCUGGAAGUGGAGGAGGAAGACAUUCUUGAAGAUGAGCAGAGAAAGAGCCUAGAUCAGCACCCUGUGUUUGCUGCUCCCACUGGAAUUAGCCAGCCUGUCAGCAAAGUGUUUGUUGAAAAAAAUCGGCGUUUUCAGGCAGCUGACCGUGCAGAAUUGAUUAAAACCACUGAAAAUAUCAAUGUACUUAUGGAUGUGAAGGCUUCAUGGACAACCAGAGAUGUUGCACUCUCAGUGCACCGAAGUUUCAGGGUGAUAGGACUCUUUACCCAUGGCUUCCUUGCUGGAUAUGCCGUAUGGAACAUUAUUAUUAUCUACAUCUUGGCAGGAAAUCAGUUUUCCACUGUUUCUAACCUGCUCGAGCAGUAUAAGACACUGGCAUACCCAGCUCAAAGUUUGUUCUAUUUGUUGCUGUCUAUCAGUACAGUAUCAGCCUUUGACAGGAUUGAUUUGGCAAAAGCAUCAAUUGCACUGAGGGGCUUUCUGACCCUAGACCCAGCAGCUGUAGCCUCUUUCUUGUACUUUGCCGCCCUUAUCUUAUCCUUAAGCCAGCAGAUGACAUGUGACAGAAUUAAUCUCUACACACCACCUUCGGAAAAUGGCAGCAUCUGGACGGCAGGUACAGAGGAAGAAAUUGUUAAGCCGUGGAUUGUGGUGAAUCUGGUAGUGUCUAUUCUAGUUGGGACAAGUUGGAUCUUCUUGUCUUACCGACCAGACCUAGACCACAGUGAAGAACUGAUGUUUCAUGCUGAAAUUGAGGAAUAUCCCCAAGGAGAUAUCAUACCCAGAGUCCAGCCAUAGUGUGGAACAAGCAUCUGCAAAUACAGCUGUGAUUGAUGUCUCAACAUAUAUUUCAGUCUUGUAUUAUAACUUUCAUAAAGAAAAUAACAAACUUAUUUUUAUAUUGUAUAUAUUUGAUUUUGAUCUUUUUAUGUGUGCAACAAAUCUGAAUGUGAUUGAAAAGUUUUAUACUUUUUAUUUUACAGAGUAAGAUUAUCUCUAGUAUAUAAAGUUGAGGUGAUUUUAUAAAUAUUACUACCUAUAUAAGCCAAAGAAACUAGGUGGACGCAGAAGAUCAGGUAUUUGGUGCUUUUUUGAAUACUGUACAAUCUUCAACAAUCUGCUUUUGUCACUAAUGCUGAUAGCUGGUUAAAUAUUCUUGAUAGAUUUAAACAAACCUUAGGAGGAAAGUAAUGUAAGGAAGAUGAUAACAAAACAGUUAGGAAACAUAAAACCCACAAAGUCAGUAAGGAUAAAAUAAUUUGGGGUUAGUUGCCAUAAAAGUUAUUUGCCUGAAUAAACAAUUGAGUUAUAAGGGAUUUUGUAUUAAAAGGGGACAAUUCGUUUUUCUUCAUUUUCAUUUAGUUCUCUUGACAUGUAU